AAAGGGCAAAAUAGUCAAUUGACACUUUGCAUGGAGAAGCACACAACAUAAGGUGGUUGUGUUAGCUCAUCUCCUCUUUCUUCAUCUCUUUGAAUCUAUAUCCAGAUAACCCUUCUUUCCACCAUCCUCUCUUUCAAUCAUACACAAAUGGAGCUGCCGGUCAGGUCGCCGGUGACAGGAGAUGGCCGGAAAACUUCAUACAAGAUAGAAACCAAGAAUCUUGCAUACAAAAGUUCCAACUUUUCCGGCGAAUGGAAGUGGGGUUGUCUUCAGAAACACUUCAAGAAAUCUCCAAAGUUUAUCUUGAAUGAUGUGAGUUGUGAAGCUCGUCCCGGCGAUCUCACCGCCGUCGCUGGUCCAAGUGGUGCCGGAAAGACAACCCUGCUAGAGAUUCUUGCCGGAAAUAUCACUUCCGGCCAGGUUUCCGGUCAUGUAUUGAUCAACAAUCAUCCUAUUAAUACCAAACGUUUCCGGCGAUUAGCCGGUUAUGUGACUCAAGAUGAUGCUUUGUUUCCAUCGUUAACGGUUGAAGAAACACUGAUGUAUAGUGCUUUUCUCAGGCUACGAUGUGGUCGAAAAGAAGCGGUUGAUCGAGUGAAGAUUCUGAUAAACGAGCUCGGUUUGGAACGUGUAUCGAGCUCGAGGAUCGGGGAGGGGUCAAACCAUGGGAUUUCAGGUGGGGAACGAAGGCGGGUUUCCAUCGGAGUUGAGUUGGUUCAUGAUCCUGCGGUGAUUCUAAUCGAUGAACCGACUUCAGGGCUCGACUCAGGUUCAGCUUUCGGUGUCGUAUCGCUCCUCAAAUCAAUGGCGGCCAAUCGAGGUAAGACGAUCAUGUUGACGAUACACCAACCUGGAUUCCGAAUCCUCGAGCUUUUCGAUCGACUUGUUUUGCUCUCGAAUGGAUUUGUUCUCCAUAACGGAUCGUUAAAAUCGCUCGAACAUAGACUCAAGGUCUCCGGCCACUGUAUCCCACCUCGUGUCAAUGUUCUUGAAUUCGCCAUCGAUGUCACCACCACCUUGAUCAUCCCAACCCCGAAAACCGCAAUCGAAGCACUCGAGAAUCACGAAAAACCCGAAACGCAACGCGAAUUCCCAUACACGAAUUCCCAUUUCGAAGAAGUAAGGAUCCUAAGCAAACGAUUCUUCAAGAACAUAUUCCGAACCAAACAACUAUUCCUAACAAGAAUCAUCCAAGCCAUCCUUUCGGGCCUAAUCCUCGGAACCAUCUUCGUAAACAUGUCAACAAACAAAGGGAAACUCGCACUACAAGCUCGAUUAGGGUUCUUCGCAUUCACCCUCACUUUCCUCCUAUCUUCAUCCACCGAAGGCCUCCCGAUCUUCUUACAAGAACGACGAAUCUUGAUGCGAGAAACAUCAAGAGGAGCGUAUCGAGUCUCUUCAUACGUAAUCUCGAACACCCUCAUCUUCCUUCCGUUUCUUCUCAUGAUCGGGAUUCUUUACACGAUCCCGGUCUACUGGCUCGUCGGAUUACGACCCGAAAUCGAGCGGUUUUUCUACUUUGGACUGGUGGUAUGGAUGGUAAUCUUGAUGUCAAACUCAUUCACAGCUUGUUUCAGUGCAUUGGUGCCUAAUUUCAUCAUGGGGACGUCCGUCAUAUCUGGAUUGAUGGGUUGUUUCUUUCUAUUUUCUGGGUAUUUUAUAGCAAAAGAUAGCAUACCAAAAUACUGGAUUUUUAUGCAUUAUAUGAGUUUAUUUAAGUACCCGUUUGAGUGUUUUAUGAUCAAUGAGUAUGGAGGUGAAGAAGGGAGGAAGAUGUGCGUGGAAAUGGACGGUGGAGAUUGCAGGAUGUAUGGAGAUGGGUUCUUGGAGCAGCAGGAUAUCAAAGAGACACAGAAAUGGAGUAAUUUGGGGGUCAUGUUAGGGUUUAUUAUUGGGUAUAGACUUUUGUGUUUUUUUAUUUUGUGGUUUAGAUGUCAUAAAACCAGGAAUUAA
Messenger RNA from Cynara cardunculus var. scolymus (artichoke), 1953 nucleotides. Its product is annotated as ABC transporter G family member 10. Gene Ontology annotation, cellular component: membrane. The transcript has a single exon. NCBI's taxonomy places the organism in Eukaryota, Viridiplantae, Streptophyta, Magnoliopsida, Asterales, Asteraceae. Gene Ontology annotation, molecular function: ABC-type transporter activity; ATP binding; ATP hydrolysis activity. The record is from RefSeq and is a predicted model, not a curated record. The coding region runs from base 148 to 1953 and encodes 601 amino acids.